Molecule: messenger RNA, 1302 nt
Organism: Saccharomycodes ludwigii
Lineage: Eukaryota; Fungi; Ascomycota; Saccharomycetes; Saccharomycodales; Saccharomycodaceae
Gene: TSR4
Product: small subunit rRNA maturation protein TSR4
Exons: 1
Coding region: 1-1302 (433 amino acids)
Biological process (GO): maturation of SSU-rRNA
Cellular component (GO): cytoplasm
Source: RefSeq, a predicted model, not a curated record
AUGGCCGGUUUGGAUGCAAAUAUGAGCAAAUUAAAUCUUAAAAAUGAUAUAACAGAGACUAGUAAUCUAUACAAUCAUCCUGAAGAAGAUGAUACUGAAAAUAUUUAUGAAAAAGGUCAGUCUGAGGUGUAUUUGGGUUUUGUUGACACCUCAAUCAAAGAAACUGAUGAAGUUACGAUAGAAGACACAUUUAUAGGGGGAGAAGAAAUUUGGUUACAUCCAGAAUCUAAGCCAGAUGAAUCAUUAUUGAAAUGUGGUAAUUGUUCCAAAAAAAUGAAAUUGUUAUUACAGGCAUUUACUCCAUUAGAUACAGAACAAGUUGAUGAAGCUAGUAGAAAAAACAAGAUUCAAGUAACCACUAAAAAAUUUAUUAAUGGUGACGAUGACAGAGUUUUGUAUGUUUUUAUCUGUACUGAUUGUCCCAGACAUCCAAAAUCCGUACGUUGCAUCAGAGGUGUCAAAAAAAGAGGCAAAACAUUUCAUGCCACAUUAAAUGAAAAAUUAAAGACAUCGAAUGAAGAGGAGGGUACCAAAAUUGAUAUAAAUCCAUUUGACUUCAAUAAACUCAACAUUGCAAACAAUACUAAUAAUGGUAACAGCUUUAACAGUAAUAAUCCUUUCGAAUCUAAUCCAUUUUCCUCUUCUAUUAUAGGCCAACAAAAACCAGAUAGUAAGAAAGAGCCUAAUGCCCCCUCCGCCAAAACCUUGCGUAAAUUGCAUGAUGCUGAAAAGGAUAAAAACUUCUCUGAGGGAUUGUUCCCGGGAUAUUUUCUGUAUGUCGAACGAGAAUCAUUCAAAAACAAAAUACCAGAUCAUUUGAGGAUUCCAGACAAUGUUAGAAUAAGUAAAGAUGCGAUUGGUGAAAUUGAAACCGAUGAUGAGACAAGUUUGUUGAAAGAUAUUAAAGCUUUAAAGUCUGAUCCAAGAACCGAAAAAUUAAGCAAAUUUUUAGAUGACGAUGUAUUCCAAAAAUUCCAAGAAAUUGUUGGCUAUAACUCGCUACAAGUUUUGCGCUACGAUUUUGGUGGUAAACCUUUGUAUUAUACAGACACCAAAAAGGUUGAUUUAUUAAAAAUUGUUCCGAAACCAGCCUUCAAUCCAUCAAGUCAACGAGUUUUUGAAAUGCAACUUAUGCCUAAAAUGAUUAUUGAUUUAGAAAAUGAAGCAUCCUUUAAAGAUGGCAUGGAAUGGGGCACCAUACUAAUUUUUACGGAUAUUGAAAAUUACAUUCCCACAUUUGAUAAAAAUGCCGUAGGUUACGUUGAAGAGUAUGUUAAAGUCCAAUGGGAGCCUAGGGAAUAA